Molecule: messenger RNA, 3450 nt
Organism: Electrophorus electricus (electric eel)
Lineage: Eukaryota; Metazoa; Chordata; Actinopteri; Gymnotiformes; Gymnotidae
Product: C2 calcium-dependent domain-containing protein 4C
Source: RefSeq, a predicted model, not a curated record
CACAGGGAGUUAAAUGUCCACGUCAACAAUGUCAGGAAAGUUAACCGUGGCAACGUGGGUAAUAAUCCCAGUUCACGCCAGUGUUCUUAGAGCUCAGAGAUGAACAGAUACGGCUGUAGUCAGGAUUUUAAGACGCGUCCUGGCUUGAUGCAGAGCCGGAGAUUAGGUUUUAAGAUAAAGACUACAAAGACAGUUUGGUGGUGUGUAGAUCACAGUGGUGGGAGGACGACCAAGAUAAAUGGCUCCUUCCCUAGACUCCCUGGACUUCCCUGAAAGGCUUGGAGGAAAUCAGGCCACUGUUUCAAUUUGUGAUGAUGCAAGACUCCACCAGACUGGGUUUUGUGGAAGAAGCUCCUGCAGCAGGCCUGGAGCUUUCUGCCGUGAUCUCAGGAAUCAACUCCAGAGUCUCACCCUUCAGUCAGACAGCAACCCCAGUUGUUCAAUCCCAGAAAAAUCAUGUGGGUUCUGGACAAAAUCCGGAGCUCAGUGGAGAACAAUGUGCCCCGGCAAGGGGAAGCAGGUGACCGACAGGACAAAGCUCCUACCUACAGCAAUGUUCUCACCCCUGACAAGAUCCCAGACUUCUUCAUACCCCCCAAGCUUGUCAGCUGUCCCCCAGAGGCUGAGUCACCGGACGUGAAGCCCAAGGAUGGCUUGCAUCCCUCGGCCUCCGAGCAAACCAUCGUCACAAAGGCGGAGAGCAUUCUCCACAGCCCCCGUCUGGUCAGCAAGCUAGCUGGAGACACCAAGAACCUGCUGAGGGCUGCCAAUCGCCACAUCAUCCAGAUCGAGAGUGCGGAGGAUGUCAUCGCUGGUGACACCAAUGCUGACCCGCAGUCUCAGACCGCCAUGUCCCUGCCAUACAUUCCAAAGACUCAGACCUCCUAUGGCUUCGCCACGCUGACGGAGAGCCCCCACACCCGGCGGAAAGAGUCACUGUUCCACUGUGACCAUGCGAGCCCGGUAACCUCGCCCAGCGUGCCACGGAAGUCCCAGGCCAAGAGCGGCAUCGAGGGCAACCACCUGAACCCGCUGGACUUCAGCACGGCGCAUGUCAACCCGUACCGCUACUUCAGCGGCGGCGAGAGCGACACGUGUUCCUCGGCGGAAUCCUCGCCCUUCAGCUCGCCGCUGCUGUCCCGCUCCGCUUCCCUGCUCAAGCUUUUCACGCACGAGACGCAGGCCAAGGCGGUGAAAGCCAAGAGGACGUUCGCGCGCCACAGCUCCCUCUCCACGGACGAGUGCAGCUCGGCCGAGCCCAGCCCCGGCGUGUCCAGGCGUAUGCACCGCCCGCCAGGCGCCGGCCUGCCGCCCAACCGCCCGCACGCCCGUGAGUGGCAGCAGGAGCACACGGUCAAUCUCCACAAGGGUGGCGCUGUGCGCCUCUAUGCCGACUACGAUGCCGGUGCCGCACGGCUGCGCGUGCGCAUCCUGGCUGCCGAGGACCUGUACAACCAGGCGGUCGACGUGAAGAGCAUCAACUGCUGCGUGUCGCUCUACCUCAACCCCGGCAAGCUGCAGAAGCAGAGGAGCACCAUCAUCAAGAACAGCCGCAACCCCGUCUUCAACGAGGACUUCUUCUUUGAUGCUAUCAGCCCGGUGCAGGCCAAAAACCUGGCGCUGAAGAUCAAAGUGGUAAAUAAGGGUACGAGUCUGAAACGGGACAGCUUGGUGGGGGAGAGGGAAGUCCCCCUGGGAAAGCUGUUGUCAGGGCUCUAAUCCCGCACAGGGGCUUGAGGUUGUGGGGGUUGAGUGGGCUAACGUAUCUUUAGUGUAAAUAUACUGCUUCCAUGUACCAUUUCCUCGCACUUCACUGGACAGUCACAGAGCUACUUCACGACUCAUAACUACCAGCACACUCUAGGGGCUUGGUAUUUCCAGUACGUAUAUGUUUACAUUUGAAUAUGCUGUGGAUAGAAGAUAAAAUUAUAUUGCAUCUUCAUCUAUGUACUUAUUUGUAAGUGUAUUUGUGAUGCAGAGAGAACAUUUGCCUUUUGAUAUCAAAAGUGUUUGCCCUUGGUGUGCUGGACCUCGGAAAUGACACAAUGACCCAGUCUGCAAAUGCAAACGCUGGCUUUGACCCCGCAGGCCAACCAAUGUGGAAGAGGAACGCGGUGGAAGAAGCUGCACCGGAAGUUGCGCCAUUGCACCAAGACGCUGACUUAAAUAUGGAAGCAUGAUGGCAUAUGCACACCUUCUGUAAAUAGCUUUGUGAGACCCAGAGAAGCCUUCCUGAAGAGGGACGAGCAUCGCAUGUCCUCACCAGCCCAGACCAGCCUGUCGAGCUGCGCAUGCCUUUGUUUGUGUAUUCGGACUAAUUGUCAUAUCUGGUGGCUGUGUUUGUUACCUGUCACUAUAUGCUGGUGAUAUUUUAUAAAGUCUUCAUCCUGCAAAUUUUAUCCGUUUAAUCUUGAAAACAUUUCCUUGCACGCUAAAUGGAACCGAUGAAAGAUAGUGAAGCAUAGCGGACCAUGAUUCAGUCCAAACAUUUAAGCACUAUGUUGUUAGUGUGUUUUUUUUUCCUUAGUAGACACCAUAUAAAAUCAUGAAUUGAUGUAUACAUUGGUCCCAAGUUCUCAGGAAACUGAUUUGUUUAGCCUUGGCACAACACUGCUUUGGCGCCAGUGUGUUCUAAUGUAUGUAUCCUGUUAUCUUAUACGAGAGUAGAGCCAAUGAUGUGAGCAUCACUGUGGCACUAUCGCGCCCUUGCUAAUGCACAUGGAAACGCAGCUCUUGGGUGUGAAACUUUUGCGCCAGUACUUGCUGCAUUCUUAAUGUCUAAAUACUACGAUAUUUGUAGAUAAAUCACAUCUGGAGCACACAUCUGCAUCUCACAAUUUAAUGUCCGAAAUGAGUGGUUAGAGUGCUGGAACUCAUUAAAAUGCCCCACAAGACGGGCAGAAUAACCUUGCCAUUGAUCAGCCCUGUAGCGUGCUGACGAUCCCUCCCUAAUAAAUCAUGAAAUGCUACUUAAUUAAACAAGAGGUGAAAGGUUUUUAACCUGCAGAUCUUUUUCCUUUCCAUCUUUUUUUUUUGCCUCAUGAAAAGCUGCGCCUUCCAGAGCCAUUAAUGUGCUUGAAAAGCGUGCUUAUACUCGCUCUUACCGCCACUUUUACCCGAUUUUGGCUCAGAGCCGCUCGUCUUCCUGUUGCAAUAGCUUUUCAAAGCGCCGAUCCAACGUACUUGACGUAGACACUGUUUUGCUGACGUGAUGUUGAUUCUAUCAACUCUGGUAUUUUGUAGUUCGUUUACAAACUGUUAUUUUUAGUGUGCUUGACCGACUUGCUGUGUUUGAAACUGUGAAAUGCUGAAUGGGUGAUUGGAUGUGCUAUAUUUGUGGCAUGCUCUUUACAGUUUUGCAUGGGUACUGGAACAUUUAAUGUAUAUGCUGAAAAAUUACAGGUUUGUGGUAAGAGUUUUAUUUUGUGCACUUUUGUUAAUGUAAGUAAA